AAAAUAUCUUUCCAGGAAAGGUAUAACAGUGGCUUACUUGACAAUCCAACAUUGUUCAUACACGAUUGGACUGGUAGCAGCAUUAUAUCUCCCUCCUUUUGGAUCUGCUACACACAGACUUGGAUAUGCAUAUGGCAGUGUAACAUUGGUCGAGGGACUUGCUCACAUUGGUGAUUCAGUAUGGCUAGCAAUUUUAAAUCUUUCGCACUUUCAUUAAGGACUGAAACCAACGAUGUAAACGUGACACUGUCCUGGAGCGAUGAUGAAGUUACACAUCUCUUUGUGGUGGUGUACAAACCACUUGGUUCGUAUCAUGCCAUGUACCUUAUUGAGACUGAGGACCUGGACCCAGAAGAACUGACACUGGAUCCAACAGAUGACGGUGGACCUACUGUGUUGGUGUAUGGGGUGAAGAUAGUGCCGACUGUCCAACAAAGUCUACGCAUGUUUCAAGUGCUGAACUCUGGCAGUGUCACAGUCGGCAUAUUUACAGGACCAGAAGUGUCCGUAACACUCAACAACAGUAAAACUCCGCUCACAACCAGUUUGGUGUAUACCAAGAUGGCUAUGGAGGAUUUUGAAGUUUCCACACGAUACACCCCACCAGCAGACUACAAGAUACUGACUGAACAGAGCCUCCCUGAUGCUAGCACCACUCUCAUAUACCUGCACCGUGACGACACCCAGUAUCUCCUUGAGACCCCUAUGCCUGCCUUGGGGGUGAAGGUCCCAUUCCCACUACCCCCCAGACAAGCUUAUAAUGGAAUCGUCCUGCAGACAACAAGGACAGAUCACCAUGGACACAUAAAGUACCAAUGUCAGCGAAAAUCGAAAGGUUUUACCCUGAAUUCAGUGAUGACUAAGGACGAUUUGGAGAGACUGAAGGCAAAAGCAGAGUUAUUCAUGCUGAGACAUCAAUCUACACAUGAGGUCAAGGUCAUGUUCCGGAACAAGCCGCGGGAGAAAAUGGACGACAUCAUGGAAAACAAGGCUGGACUGAUGAAGAAAUACAUCAAAGACAGGAAUGGGGAUGCACACUCCCCAAUCAACAACAACAUUGAUGGCCUCUUUUUCAGCGUCUCUCUUGACAGAGGGACUUUAAAUAUUCCUACUUUCUCGUAUUAUGGCAACCGGAGACUGGAUGUACCAGUUGAAGGGCUCUUCACACAAAACACAAAUAUAUAUUUCACCGAUUUUUAUUGCACCUAUAGCGCUCAUUACGUGACAGUUGUCAUGACAAUAAAAGAUUCAGACACAGACAGAUUCUGUGAGGCAACCCUGCUCCAGCUGGACCCCUGCGACAAUCCGUUCCUUUACAGAGAGGGACUGACGGUACACACGACCCGGGCCCUCCAUGUUGAGGUGUUGUAUACGGAGGACGUGAACAUCACAGCCCUGCAGGAGCAGUAUGGAACAGAGAGAGUAUGCUUCUCCAACACAAGGGCUCUUGGAAGUGGGCAGAGCACUAAACAUGGCCUACCGAAGAACAAACGUUGUGUCAUUUGUAACUUGUGAUCAUUGUCCAGGGUUUGAAAUUGACGCUUUGAGGUAGCAAAUUUGCUAUUCAAAAUCCUAUUUUGCGACCUGAAAAAACCCACACAGUAGCAACAACUUGCUACCUGGUAUUUUUUACUGAAACCACUCACGUUCAUCAAUUAGCCAUCAUUUUCAAAGGAAAGAUCUCCACUUGUGCACUUUCACUCGUAAACUUACCGAUACUGCGUUUUCAUUUUCCCAAAAAUGCUCAUCGUAGCUUUUCUUGGUCACUUACGCAUCGCAAAACUCGCAUAUUUGCGACAUAGAACCAGUCGACUGGCAUGCACAGAAGUAUUACAAUACUGCUUCCAAUGUUUGAUAAUGGACUUUCAUCAGUUCCUGAAGCGUAAGGGCGAUAUAACGUCGUCUGCUAGUACAAGUAAAGGUAUCAGUUUUGCAUAACUUGAUAAAUAAUAUACCACCAGUAUGCAGAGGUACUUAAGAUGCUAUGAACUGAUUAUAUGAUGUAUUUUACGCAAUACGAAAAAAUGCUGCUACCAGGUAAGGGAUUUUGCUACCUAUUCUUAAACCAGGUAGCAAGUACCUGCUACUUCUUAAACAAGUUAAUUUCGAACACUGAUUGUCACAGUUAUUCUCAUGGAGAACUGGUAGAGGACAUAAUGUGUACGCGAGAUGGUCUUCCGUUACACAUACAAGUGACUACCUGAGAAGGGAUCACUCAUCUGUGUGACUGCCUGACCACUAACGGUGAAAUUCUGCAUGUCACACUAAAAUGCAUCUAAAAGUGUUAUUUACUUAAUAAUGAAACAAAAUUGGAACAGUCAUUGAUAGUUGUUCAAGUUAUUGAAUGACAAUGAAUGAAAACAUAAAAGG
Molecule: messenger RNA, 2370 nt
Organism: Haliotis rubra (blacklip abalone)
Lineage: Eukaryota; Metazoa; Mollusca; Gastropoda; Lepetellida; Haliotidae
Product: phytanoyl-CoA hydroxylase-interacting protein-like
Exons: 5
Coding region: 181-1515 (444 amino acids)
Source: RefSeq, a predicted model, not a curated record